Prorocentrum cordatum is the source of this 1387-nucleotide messenger RNA. The record is from the annotation of a GenBank genome assembly. Lineage: Eukaryota; Dinophyceae; Prorocentrales; Prorocentraceae.
CCUGAGACCUGAUGGCAGUUCCGUGUCCUUGCCCGUCCCCGGCGGCGCGGCGCCAUGAGCGCCCGCCAGCGUGCGGCCAGCCGUGGCGCUCUGCGGUGCUGGUCGCAUUGGUGACGCGGGCCGCUCCCACGGGCGCCUUGAAGUUCCACUCCAGCACGGCCCAGGUUGAGGCGAGCCUGCCGUUGCUACCAUACCCCGCCUCCGUGCAGGCGCUGCAGGGCACGCCUCCCUUCAGCCUGUCCGGUCCCGUCGAGGUCCUGCUCGGGCCAGGCGCCUCGGCCGCCGACCCCGCCGUCGCCAGCCUGCAGCGGCAGGUCGGCCGGGCGGCGCGUGCCGUCGGCGAGGCCGCGAGCUCGUACAUCCGGCUGGCCAUCGCGGAGGAUGCGAGGGAGAACCCGGAGAGCUACAGGUUGGUGGUGAACGGAAGCAGCGCGGAGAUCACGGCUGCGUCUCCUGCUGGGCUCGCGUACGGCGCCCGCACCUUGGAGCAGUUGGUCCUCGCCGCCAGCUCGGGCGGUCCCAGUGCCAUGGCGCACGCCAUUCAGGCCGUGGACAUCUUCGACGCCCCCGUGUUCAAAUGGCGUGGGAUGCAUUUGGAUGUGAGCCGACACUUCUUUCCGAUCGCCGACGUCAAGCGGCUGCUCGACACCAUGGCCAUGUUCAAGCUGAACCGCUUCCACUGGCACCUCACGGACGACCAGGGCUGGCGCAUACCCAUUCCAGGCUACCCGCUGCUCACCACCAAGGGCUCAGGCCCCAGGAUGAAGGACGGCCAGGUGGUCACUGGCGAGGGCGUGGAGGGCUCGUAUUCCGAGGCCGACAUCGAGGCGGUGGUGGCCUACGCCGCGGCCCUGCACAUCGAGGUCGUACCAGAGAUCGACGUGCCAGGGCACGCCGCUGCCGCCAUCAGCGCCUACCCCGAGCUGGGCAACGUCGGCUCCCAGCCACCCCCGGCGCCCUUGAACGAGUGGGGCCAGUUCAAGUGGACGCUGAGCCCGACGCAGGACAGCGUGCGAGCCGUGACUCUCUUCCUUGCCCGCAGCCUUUCGUUUCAGCCUCCAUGCUCUUCUAAAUUUCGCUUGUCAGCUAAUUUUGCGUUCCCCCUCAGUGUUUCCCCCUCCUCGUGGUGAGUUCCCAAAUGGCUGUCACACUCUUCGUACCAACGUUGCAUCCUUGCCGUGUCUAGCAAUAGCAUGUGCUCUGUGCCUCCCAUAUUGUAUUUUGAAGCAUGUUCUACGUCCACCCCUCUUGCUCGUGCAAGAGCCACGUUGUAUAUGUCCCUGGUUGGCGACCUUGCAAGCAAUCAGCCUUCUGUUGCCACAGCCGCGGCACGCAGGAGACAGUCAAAUUCUUGGAAGCGGUAGUCGACACAGUCGCCAGGUUAUUC